Scophthalmus maximus (turbot) is the source of this 1952-nucleotide messenger RNA. RefSeq names its product myelin-associated glycoprotein. The record is from RefSeq and is a predicted model, not a curated record. The coding region runs from base 173 to 1675 and encodes 500 amino acids. Lineage: Eukaryota; Metazoa; Chordata; Actinopteri; Pleuronectiformes; Scophthalmidae. The transcript is spliced from 9 exons.
AUGCGUGUCAGAUUUUGUCAGUGUUUUUGUGUGUGGCAUAGUGGAUGCGUGGUGUAUUAUAAGUGGAAUGGAAACUAUGCAAGUCAUCUCUCAUGAGAGGGAGAUGACAGACGCCCCACACGAACCUGGAAACAUUUGUCACUUCUUGCAGGUCUGACCUUGACAGGACGACAUGGAUGCUUUGAAUUGGCCUCUGUUCUUUGUGUGGCUUUGCUUUAACGCGGUUCAAACGGAAGCCUCGUCCUGGACCAUAAACGUGCCUUCAUCAGUCAAAGGUCUCCCUGGAUCCUGCGUGGUGAUCCCCUGCUCUUUCAACUACCCAGAUCCAGGACAGACGGUCACUAAAUUCACCGGGAUUUGGACCGAGGAAACGAGUCACAUCAUCUACCAUCCAGUUCAGUCUAAAAUUGUGCAGCAGUAUCGGAGUCGGACAGAGCUGCUGGGAGACAUCACACACAAGAACUGUACGCUGAAGAUUGAUCCCCUUCAGGAAAGUGACCAAGGGCCUUUUUAUUUCAGGGUUGAAAUUGAAGACUUUAACCAGUUUUCUUACAAAGAACACAGCGUCUCCAUUUCAAUGAUUGGUAAUCCAAACAUGGCUGUCUUAGUGAAAGAGGAAUUAGUUGAGGGUCAGACUGUGCUGGCGUCCUGCUCCGUGUCUCCCUCCUGUCCCACCACUCUUCCUGUCUUUGUCUGGAGUCACGCCGGCGAGGUCCAUUACCAUUCACAGUUGGAUGAUGGCCAGUGGAAAGCAACAGCUACUCUGACCUUUCACCCCACCAAAGACGACCACAACAAACCUCUACUAUGCACCGUAAGACAAAAUGGAGGGCAGCAGUGGGAAAAGUCCAAGCUCCUCAAAGUAAAAUACGCCCCAGUGAAUGUGAGGGUGGAGUACAAGGCAGAGGUAAAGGAGGGAGAAGCUGUGCGGCUGAAAUGCUCCAGUGAUGCUCACCCUCCUGCCAGCAGCAAUGAGUGGUUCAAUGAAACUGGAGCUCAGCUGCAUCAGGGAAACCUCUACAUGAUGCCGAAUGUCUCCAGACACACGAGUGCAUUGUUCUGUACGGCCACCAAUACAGUAGGACAAGGCAAAUCCAGCCCUGUGUGGCUCAGUGUGUUAUAUGCCCCUGAGAUUAAGACGGCGUCCGCCUGCUCCUCAGAGGGGGAUAUGGUGAAGUGUGUGUGCAUUGUGGAGUCCAAGCCUCCCUGCAUGGUGCAUUUUGUGCUUUCUGACAGAGUCCUAUCAGGCACCAAGAUAGAGAGACACGGCUCUGUUACUAUUGGGACCCUGCAGGCAGAGUUUGGGUCUUCUGAGUUUGUCCACUGUCUGGCAAACAACACAGAGGGCGAGGCCAAACUCACACUGUCUUUUACUGUCAAUGGUAAGAUGCAGAAUCUGUUUAUUGCCAUCGCCAUCGGAGCAGGUGUGGCUUUGGUGAUACUUUUAAUAGCAGUGGGAUUUGUUAAAAAAUGUAGGGGGAAAUCUAGAGAUCCGCCAACUCCUCCCAUGAGUGCCAUGACGGCAAACAAAGUUGAAGACCCCUCUAAGUGCGCUACAGUACAAAGACAAAAGAUGGAGCGCGAUGACGUGCAGUACCCUGGCCACCAUGACAAUGAUCCUGUGUAUGGCAACGUGGAGAUGGACUGGGGUGAUGCUAUAUACGCCAAUAUGUAACAUCGCUGAGUUUACUGGACGUGCAGCUGCAGUCUCUCUGUGUGUUGUCCACAUGAUUUGGGUUAAUUUUCUGUAUAUACCACAGAAGUAGGCUGUUAUUUUCCUGUGUUCUGUAAUUCACAAUUCAAAACUAAUGUCUUAAAACAACUUACUGUUUGAUGCACUUGUGAUUGUAGUUCUUUUUUCUCUUUUUGCCGUCUACUUUUCUGAUUUAACAAAAAUAUGUUGUAUGUUGUGAUGGAACACCAUUAAACUACUAUAAUAAUUUGCUUGUAAA